AUUUGCAACAGAGCAGCGCACGUGGAGAGCAAACUGCUGCACCGAAUAAACACUCAUCUGUGUUGACAUUUCAGCACAGCGUUCAUAUUCGCCCAGUUCGGAUACAUUUAUGUACACUUUCUGAUUAUUUGCACCAGGGCAAAUGUUACCAGAGGUAUUUUCGACACGUUUUUCAAAAGACUCGUAAGGAAUAAAAGUCAAGCCGCCCCAAAAGACUGUUGAGCAUGUGCUUGGUACAACACUUACACUUUUAAAUUGGGACCCCUCUCCCGCGAAUUUAAAAGUUGAGCCAUUGUAAGUAUGGUGGAUAAAGGUCCUCUAUUGACUUCUGCGAUCAUUUUUUAUCUGUCCAUCGGGGCAGCAAUAUUCCAAGUUCUCGAGGAACCGAAUUGGAAACUUGCUGCAAAACAGUACAAUGCACAAAGGGAUAAAAUACUAGAAGACUACCCCUGUCUCACCAAAGAUGACUUGGACAAGAUUUUGGAGGUGGUGUCGGAUGCUGCCGGACAAGGUGUCACCAUCACUGGCAGCAAGACUUUCAACAACUGGAACUGGCCCAAUGCUGUCAUCUUUGCUGCUACUGUCAUCACAACUAUAGGUUAUGGCAACAUUGCCCCCAAAACGUCAGCAGGACGGGUGUUCUGCAUCUUCUAUGGGCUCUUCGGAGUGCCACUCUGUCUUACCUGGAUCAGUGAGCUGGGGAAGUUCUUUGGAGGCAGGGCCAAGCACCUGGGUCAGUACCUUACCAAGAGAGGGGUUUCACUGCGAAAGGCCCAGUUCACUUGCACAGCCAUCUUUGUCCUUUGGGGUGUACUGGUCCAUCUGGUCAUCCCCCCAUUUGUAUUUAUGUCUCAAGAGGGUUGGACCUAUGUGGAGGGCUUGUACUUUUCCUUUGUCACCUUGACCACGAUUGGCUUUGGUGACCUUGUAGCAGGCGUGGAUCCAAAUGCAGACUACCCCACUCUGUACCGUUAUUUUGUGGAGGUGUGGAUUUACCUGGGUUUGGCCUGGCUCUCCCUGUUUUUCAACUGGAAGGUGCGCAUGGUCGUGGAGGCCCACAAGGCUCUGAAGAAACGACGCAAGCGGCGCAAGCUCUCCCUUAACGAGCUGAGGAACUACAAGGAGAGUCAUAAGCCCCUCUACCUGCCGCCCACCGCCAACGACGUCAACAUCUUCAGCUUCCUGUCCAAGAAGCAAGAAGGCUACAACGACCUCAUCAAACAGAUUGGUGUCAAGAAAGAUGGUAGCGGGGACCACUGUGAUGGUAAUGAUGCCAGUAACAAGGGCAAGGAGGCGAACCGCUCCCAGAGCUGCAUUGACACGGUUACCUGCACCGGGAACACUAUUCUCAGCCUGGACCGCUCACCGCGGCAGAAGCGGCGCUACAGCUUCAGUGACCGCGUCACAGUGGCCUUCUCAAAGUCCAAGAACUACCUCCUGGGCUCGGAGAACGGGAUGCUGCUCACAGAGGACCAUGGUGAGGUUGAUUUGGACGGGGACCAGGAGAGGAUGUACGAGAACCAACUGGACAAAGAGGUGGGCCAGGAGAGCGGAGGUGGCAGCCUGGGCGGUGGUGGAGGUUGCGGUAUGGGUGGUCGACGGCUGUGGGACUCCAAAGAGUACCAGUCCCUGAUCUUCCAGAAUGCGAACAUCACUUUUAUUGACGAGGAGAACGUCCUCAACAACAACCUGGAGGAUGAGGACGAUGAUGCUAAAGCCAAGCUGUCAAUCACCACGUGCGACGAAAAUGUAGAGUCGGAGACUGACUCCAAAGAGGAGCAGGGCUCUGAAUCAGAAGAGUCCGUGUUCACCAGCGAUGGAUCAGAACAUGACCACUCUUAUGAGAAGCUUGUGGAGGAAUAUUCAAAGGAGGACAACACAGAGUCCUGAGGAACUGAACUGGUCUUGACUGAACUAAACUUGGAAUAAUCCCUCAUUUGUCAUCGCUAUGACAAAAACAUUUUUUUACAAUUUAAGGCAUAGCCACAUUCUCGUUGAACUUGGAUCUAAUGAAGGAGAAAUCUUUUAAUAUUCUGUUAAUAUCAAAGACUGUGAAAUGAACAUUACAGGUUUUAUGUCUAUCACUCUGGUGCAGUUUUUCAGAUGUAAGUGGUAUAUUGCCCGUGUCUUAUGUUCAAAACCUUUCAUUGGAGUUGAACACAUCUUUCAUCUCCGAGUCUUUCAUGCAAUUUUUUCUCAAAUACCAUGAGAACAUUUUGCUUAGUCACCAAUACAUCAGAUAAUAACAGGCUCACCAUUUAGUCAUUUUAACUAACGUUUAAUCCGAUAGCAGAAAAUACAUUAUACAAUUUUCAAAACGGAUCUUUUUGAAGUGCUGAAUCGAAGGAAUAAUAGAUCGUAUUGAAGAAUACUGGCUGAUGAAGGAUGACAAUGGACAAUGUAGUAACUAGGCACUAUACACUUUUGUUUCAGUAGUCUUCAGUUUUGAGCAUGUUAAUUUGGUUAUAGUUAAAUUAAGAAAUUACAAGAUAAUCAUAUAAAGAGUAAUGAAAAGCAGAUACUUGGAGUGGACAAGUGACUGUGAAUUUGUUUGUAAAUGCACUUAGUUUUGAAACAGCCAUUUUGAUUACAUGUUUCGAUUUUUGUGCUAAGAAUUGUGAAAGAUGCUUUUGAAAAUUACACCAGAGUGAUUGAAAAAGACUAACAUUCUUCCCUCAAACGAUCAAAUAAUGUGUCUAUGUUAAACAAUGAGUUUUUGAACUUAUUAACUCCUUCUGGUUAUAGACUAAAUGGAGUGACACCUAUGGACUUAUAGAUAAAGUUGUCCUACAUUAAUUCACUACUGUUUUCAGAAGAUAUGGUCGUCUAACAUUUGUUUGAAACAAGAUUGAGUUUUUCAAUCAAUUUGAGAUGUUAAUAUGAAAUAGCAAGGGUGAAUACAUUUUUCAGAGGAUUGCUCCUUACUUCUUUGAUUUAUAUUCACCAUAUUGGUGUUUUUUUGUGAUAUUUAUACAAUGAAGGAAAAUGCAGCCCUUUUGUUAAAGGGGCAAUCCACAGUUGCUACAUACAUUUUUGGACGUAUACAUUAUUGAGAUACACUGAGUGUACAGAACAUUAGGAACACCUUCCUAAUUUUGAGUUGCACCCCUUUUCGCUCUCA
Messenger RNA from Oncorhynchus tshawytscha (Chinook salmon), 3121 nucleotides. RefSeq names its product potassium channel, subfamily K, member 5a (gene kcnk5a). Gene Ontology annotation, biological process: stabilization of membrane potential; potassium ion transmembrane transport. NCBI's taxonomy places the organism in Eukaryota, Metazoa, Chordata, Actinopteri, Salmoniformes, Salmonidae. Gene Ontology annotation, molecular function: potassium ion leak channel activity. Bases 301 to 1890 code for a protein of 529 amino acids. The transcript is spliced from 5 exons. The record is from RefSeq and is a predicted model, not a curated record. Gene Ontology annotation, cellular component: membrane.